GACAGAUCAGUCAACGAGAUUCUAUUUCCCUCAUCGCAUUGCUGCGUUAUCUUCUCUCUUUCCUUCGCCGGUUCCUUCGCCGUUGCUCUUUUCUCGCCCCUCGUCGUCGAAGGCGAGAAUAGACGCGGCGGAGGCGGUCUCUUUUCCCUCUCCGGAUCCUUCUCUAUCUCUUAUCCUCUCCUCUCGCCCGCUCCCUCACGCUGUUCGCUGAUGGAGUCUUCGGUGACCGGUGCGGCGACGACCGAGAGUCAGCGGCUCCGGGACAAGGUGGAUUCCUUCCUCGUCGAAGCCCUAGAGAAUCCUCGCCAUCGUCUCACUGUUCUGCGUAUGGAGUUUGACAUCCAGACGUUUAUGCAGAAUUCUGAUCAACAUCAAUUUGAAUUUCAGCAUUUACCAACUUCGUAUCUGAGGUGUGCUGCUCACCGUGUUGCUCAACAUUAUGGACUGCUUACCACGGCAACAGACAACUCUGCAGCAGGUGGCCUAGGUAGUAGGGUUAUUGCCAGGAAGACACCUGAUAGUAAAUUUCCAAAUGUUUAUUUAUCUGAAAUACUUGUCAAACAAACUGAAAAGGAGACAUCCGGACAGUUUAAGAUUGUCCGGCGUCCAAGGCCAGCAAAAGCUUCCUCAAGUGAUAAUGUUUGGCUUGGACAUAAAAAAUGUUCAGUGAAGUCUGUGGAGGAGCGCAAAGAGGAAUAUGAUAGAGCACGAGCUCGCAUCUUUAGCAGCUCUAGCAAUUUGGAAAUGGAUGCAUCAUCUGCUGCUUCGACAAAUGGCGAUGAGCAGGAAUUAUUGAUGGAGGAGAUUGAAAAGAUUCACAAUAAAGAUGGUUUUUCUAGAGUUGCCAUUUUUCGAGAUAGGGAGAAGGACCGCUCUGAUCCAGACUAUGACCGGAGUUAUGGAAGGUAUGCUAUAGGGCUCGCUCCAGGCCAGAGUUUUGGCUUGCAAGCAUGCCAUAGUAUUCAGCCAACUUUCCUACAGUACGAUGCAAACAUUUCUUCUUUUAAUCACUUGCCAAGGAACCAAAGUUGUUUUGGCCUUAAUCCGUCUAACCCGUCCAUGAACCCGUUUUGUGCCUCUGGAUACAACCAGAAUGUCAAGGAUGCGUUCUGCAUGCAAUGGCCCAGCCCUGCCAUGGUGUAUGCUUAUUCCUACGAACCUUUGAGGCAGGCUAAUUUUCAGGCACCGCCAUGUCAGCAACCUUUAAGCUUUGAUCAUCCAAGGAAUUGAUGCUUCUGGUUAAGUUGUGUAACAUGUUAUCAUUAGAUUUAGAAUAAACUUCAGGAAUGGUUUGUACUAUCUACUGCUAUUGUUACCACUAGUAUCAUUUAGAGCCUUGCUUCAGAUUUGUAGCGUCGGAGGUUAAUAUUAUUUUUAUUAGUACUUUGUUCUAAUGUGGUACCAAUGCGAUAGCCGUGUGUUUUAUAUUCAUGUGAAUCUAUUACAUUAUUUUCUCCGUUCCAUUAA
Messenger RNA from Zingiber officinale, 1467 nucleotides. RefSeq names its product R3H domain-containing protein 2-like. The transcript is spliced from 4 exons. The record is from RefSeq and is a predicted model, not a curated record. The coding region runs from base 211 to 1230 and encodes 339 amino acids. Gene Ontology annotation, molecular function: nucleic acid binding. Lineage: Eukaryota; Viridiplantae; Streptophyta; Magnoliopsida; Zingiberales; Zingiberaceae.